Orycteropus afer afer is the source of this 2828-nucleotide messenger RNA. It is a transcript of the gene NIBAN2, whose product is annotated as niban apoptosis regulator 2. The record is from RefSeq and is a predicted model, not a curated record. Lineage: Eukaryota; Metazoa; Chordata; Mammalia; Tubulidentata; Orycteropodidae.
AUGGAGAUGUGCUCAGGGAACCAGGCAGGCAGGUUCUGGGUCUGCCCCGCCCUAGGGGUGCUACCUGCCUGGUUUCAGUCGGCAAACCUCUCAGCCCUGAAACUGGGCCAGGCCUCAUGGCUCUCCUCUGUCCUUAAGGGGCUUGGCACAGAGCUGGCACUCAGGGGCCACUUGUCCACUGGACGGUCCCCACCAUUCACUCCUUUUGCUCAGCUUCUGUCUUGCCUGGUGCCUGGGAUCCCUGUCCUCUACCCUAGUCCAGUCCCUGAGGUCCUUCUACCCCGGUACUCCUUGCCUGGUCUCGACUGUGUUGACCCCACAGAGAAAACUGGGAAGAUCUUGACGGAGUUCCUCCAUUUCUACGAAGACCAGUAUGGCGUUGCUCUCUUCAACAGCAUGCGCCAUGAGAUUGAGGCCACUGGCAUGCCGCAGGCCCAGCUCCUCUGGCGCAAGGUGCCUCUGGAUGAGCGAAUCAUCUUCUCUGGGAACCUCUUCCAGUACCAGGAGGACAACAAGAAGUGGAGGAACCGCUUUAGCCUCGUGCCCCACAACUAUGGCCUGGUGCUCUACGAGAACAAAGUGGCCUAUGAGCGGCAGGCCCCACCUCGAGCUAUCAUCAACAGUGCAGGCUACAAAAUCCUCACCUCAGUGGACCAGUACCUAGAGCUUGUUGGCAACUCUUUACCAGGGAUCACGUCAAAGUCGGGUACCACUCCCAUCCUCAAAUGCCCCACACAGUUCCCUCUCAUCCUCUGGCAUCCCUCUGCACGUCACUACUACUUCUGCAUGAUGACGGAGGCCGAGCAGGACAAGUGGCAAGCUGCUUUGCAGGACUGCAUCCGGCACUGCAACAAUGGGAUCCCCGAGGACUCCAAGGUGGAGGGCCCUGCAUUCACGGAUGCCAUCCGCAUGUACCGCCAAUCGAAGGAGCUGUACGGCACCUGGGAGAUGCUGUGUGGGAACGAGGUGCAGAUCCUGAGCAACCUGGUGAUGGAGGAGCUGGGCCCUGAACUGAAGGCCGAACUCGCCCCACGGCUGAAGGGGAAACCCCAGGAGCGACAGAGACAGUGGAUCCAGAUCUCGGAUGCCGUGUACCGCAUGGUGUACGAGCAGGCCAAGGCACGCUUUGAGGCGGUGCUGGCCAAGCUGCAGCUGGCCCGGCCGGCCAUGGAGGCGGUCAUCCGCACUGACAUGGACCAGAUUAUCACCUCCAAGGAGCAUCUGGCCAACAAGAUCCGAGCCUUCAUCCUUCCCAAGGCGGAGGUGUGUGUCCGGAACCACGUCCAGCCCUACAUCUCGUCCAUCCUGGAGGCCCUGAUGGUGCCCACCAGCCAGGGCUUCACUGAGGUGCGGGAUGUCUUCUUCAAGGAAGUCACUGACAUGAACUUGAAUGUCAUCAAUGAGGGCGGCAUAGACAAGCUGGGUGAGCACAUGGAGAAGCUGUCCCAACUGGCCUUCCACCCCCUCAAGAUGCAGAGCUGCUACGAGAAGAUGGAGCCCCUGCGGCUCGAUGGGCUGCAGCAGCGUUUUGACGUGUCCAGCACGUCCGUGUUCAAGCAGCGAGCCCAGAUCCACAUGCGUGAGCAAAUGGACAAUGCUGUGUACACUUUCGAGACCCUCUUGCACCAAGAGCUGGGGAAGGGGCCCACCAAGGAGGAGCUGUGCAAGUCCAUCCAGCGGAUCCUGGAGCGUGUGCUAAAGAAAUAUGACUACGACAGCAGCUCUGUGCGGAAGAAGUUCUUCCGGGAGGCGCUGUUGCAGAUCACUAUCCCGUUCCUGCUCAAGAAGCUGGCCCCCACCUGCAAAUCAGAGCUGCCCCGGUUCCAGGAGCUGAUCUUCGAGGACUUUGCCAGGUUCAUCCUGGUGGAGAACACGUAUGAGGAGGUGGUGCUGCAGACUGUCAUGAAGGACAUCAUGCAAGCCGUGAAGGAGGCCGCCGUGCAGAGGAAGCACAACCUGUACCGGGACAGCAUGGUCAUGCGUAACAGUGAUCCCAACCUGCACCUGCUGGCCGAGGGUGCGCCCAUCGACUGGGGUGAGGAGUAUGGUGGGGGCGGCAGUGGGGACAGCAACAGCCCCUGCCCCGAUGCCCCCGAAGUGGCCACCAUCUCGGAGAAGCGACGGCGUGCCAAGCAGGUGGUGUCUGUGGUCCAGGACGAGGAGAUGGGGCUGCCCUUCGAGGCUAGCCCUGAGCCAUCACCACCUGCGUCUCUGGGCAGUGUCACUGAGCUCCAUGGCAUGGCCCAGGAUCUGCAAGCCGAGAGCCCCCCGCCCGCCAGCCCCCUGCUCAACGGUGCCCCUGGCCAGGGGAGUCCCCAGCCCAUGGUAGACUCUGAGACCUCCUCACCACCCAGCUCGCCUCGCCAGCCUCUCCCGCCUGAAAAGGCUGUGGACCAUGAGCCUCUCAAACCCAGUGACCAGGAGACUGGGGAGCAGGUGUCCAGCCCCAGCGGCCGGCCCCCGAUCCACACCACCACCGAGAACAGCGCAGGCGUGCAGACUGAGUUCUAGGCCCAUCCACCCUGGUGCUUUCAUUGGAUAUGGCGCCAAGGUGCUCCCUCCAGGGCAUUGGUGUGGCUCAGCGCCGGGCACAUCUGUGCCUUACGGGGUGUGGAGGGGCAGGGCUGGGGCGGGACCUCCCGAAGUCAGGCAGGGAAGGGCCCACCUGAGUCACUUUAUUGGGUUCGUUCGGUCAACACUUUAUUGCCCCCCUGCUUUCUCUUCUGUUGGAUGAUCUCGGACGUAGGGUCUGGUUUUGGGGAUUUCCUACUGUGCUGGGACUGGGACACAGCUGAAGGGGCCUGAGGAGCUCUUGGGGCUGCCUGUCC